GCUGAGAGAGGCAGAGCGAGAGCAGCGCGCGCACCGCACCUCCCGUUCACUGUAGUAUGGCAUCGAGGAGAAUGGAGACCAAGCCCGUGAUAACGUGUCUGAAAACCCUGCUCGUCGUCUAUUCCUUCGUGUUCUGGAUCACGGGGGCCAUCCUCUUCGCCGUGGGACUAUGGGGGAAGUUCAUGCUCGGGCCGUACAUCUCCCUUAUCGCUGAGAACUCCACCAACGCACCGUACGUCCUCAUCGGCACCGGGACCACCAUCAUCAUCUUCGGGCUGUUCGGCUGCUUCGCCACCUGCAGGGGGAGCCCAUGGAUGCUCAAACUGUAUGCGAUGUUCCUCUCGCUAGUGUUCCUGGCUGAGCUGGUGGCUGGCAUCUCGGGGUUUGUUUUCCGUCACGAGAUUAAAGGCACGUUCCUGAGGACCUAUAACGAGGCUGUGCUGAACUACAAUGUGAAGGAUGAGAGGAGUCUGGCUGUGGAUAACGUGCAGAGGAAUCUGCGUUGCUGUGGUGUGUUGAACUACACGAGCUGGUUCAACAGCGUUUAUUACCCCACUAACGGAAUUCCACCCAGCUGUUGCGCCAACAUUUCCGACUGCAUCGCCUCAGACCUGCGCAACGCCACCAUAGCGCCUAGCAAAGUGCACCAGCAGGGCUGUUAUGAGCUGGUGACUUCCUUCAUUGAGACUAACAUGGGCAUCAUCGCUGGAGUGACGUUCGGCAUCGCCUUCUCACAGCUCAUCGGAAUGCUGCUGGCAUGUUGUCUGUCCCGGUUUAUCACGGCUAAUCAGUACGAGAUGGUGUAGCAGAGUGGCUGAAGCUGUGAAGAGAGUGUAACAUCAUUUCAGAGACCUGGGAAGGAAACCCAAGAUACUAGCACACUCCAUUCUUCUUCUUCUUCUUCUUCUUCUUCUUCUUCUUCUUCUUCUUCUACCUUUCUUUUGUCCUUCCUUUUUCCUCUGCCUCACUCCGUCCUGGUAGUGUAUCAUUCCUGAUUGUGCAUUUUGUGUGCCAGCUUCUCUUUCAGAAAACCUUAUCGUUACUCCACACACACACACACACACACACACACACACACACACUUCACUCUGUACAAAGCCAUGCAUGCUGAAGCAGUUCCACUUAAAACCAGCCUGCGUUUUUAAUCGAUUAACCGAACUCUAAUUGACGUCAGUGCGUCGUAGCUAUAGUUCUUCGUCCGAUACGGUUUUAAGGAAAAAAUAAAUAUAAGUAAAUAUGAUGAAAAUAAUACUAUAGGGUUUUUUUUUUCCUUCAUUUUUUUUUUUCGUUGUCGUCGUCGUUGCUGUACGUACGCCGUAGUGACGUCUUCGGAGGAGAAAGGUUACGUUCCGUUUUCCGCUUUUUUUUCCCCCCCUGCCAUUUUCCGAGUGCCAUUAAAAAAAUAAAUAAAUAAUUAAAAAAAGAAAAUCCUGCCGGAGCUGUACAGAGUUUUCGUGCUCGUGCUGCUUUUUAGAAGCUCGUCCUGUCUGUAGCUAGUUUGUACUAGCGGGAUGAUGUCACGCGAAGGUGUAUAACGUGAUCAGGGAAUACGAAGCGGUCAUGUCGAACGUAUCCGUAACGAUACCGUCGAGGUUCUCUCAGUCCGAGAUCACCGCGGAAAAUACCGGAACGGCCGAUACAAAUUCGACACAAAGACGUAGCGCGCUUGCGAAGAGCAUUAGAUGGUGAUUAUGCCGCGAGAGCGGAUCGUACGAUUAACGCGUACGCGGUGGAUUUUCGGCCGCAGGUUUUAGCCUUAAGUUUGUGAUAGUUUGUGUGAGACCGAUCUGAUUUGCUUUAAACGUUUUUAAAUCGUUCUGACGCCGAACCCGCGUAUCCAUGCGGGAGGAAUCAUUUUAGUAACUAAGCUAGCACGCAAAGGAUAGCUAGAUUUCGCCUGCCGAGUUAGCUAGCGAGCUCAACGCUCAACCCCCGACCCCUCACGCCCGCCCCACGUUUACCGCGACCUCUGUUUCCGGAAGUAAAUAUUCCGGCUCCUGUCGCUUAAAGUGUCCGAACUGAACCAAACAACAACAAAAGAACAAAGCAGCCGCGAGAUGAAUCGCACCCUCGUGAAAAGGAUUCCUAAGCAAUAGAAACGGCUGGAAAAAUAGCGAGGCCGUGUGCUUAUCGUGUUUAACGAUAGGAAAGAACUCGUGUUCCCAUAAUGCAUUGCGAAUUAGGUCACGUCCUCUUUUUUUUUUUUUUAAACAAUAAAGAGAUAUUUUUCUAACCAAAACGGCUCUCCGAGCCCACAAUACAAGAUGGCGCGCGAGCGACGUGGAUUCAUACCGCACUUAUCCACAGAUAGUGACGUCUCUCGAUUGGUGGGUUUCGCUUUGGAAUUCUGGGUAACGUGAUACAGACACAGUACGAGUCGGAAUCUGAUUGCAUCACAGCUUCGGCGGCUUUUGACGAUCUCGUAGCUUGCGUCGGGUUUAAAAAACGAUCGCACGGUUCCGUACCGGGGGAAAAAAACGGAUCUCGAUCUGCGUGGAAAUGUAACCUAAUAAACAUUUCCGCUCGGGAACCUUCCUCGGACUUUUUGUUAUUAGGAUAUGAAUUUCAAGCUAUACGUCUGUCAAAAUUGCGCCGAAAUCUACUAACGGAAGGCGGACGCUAGCGUGCGAGAAUUUCAUUCCGAGCGUAUGUUAAUCGUUUUUCAGUCCACGUGCUACGUGCACGUUAUAGCGCGCGGUAUAUAACGUGUGCUAACAACACGAACUACAGCGCAGCAAGAAAAGCGACUUUGAUAAGAUUCAACUUCGCGGCCGUUUGACAGGUUUCUUGCACGUCUUCGUUCGUACGAACGUUCUGUGCGCGUUCAGGCGAAGAACGCCGACAGGAAACCAAACGUCUUCUGGCGGCUCGAUGAUUUCUCGACGUCCGAUGAGCGCUUUCCUGAAAUAUCCGACAAUCUGUCUGGCUAAUCUCGGAUCACGCGACGCGUUAGCCGAGCCGUCGCGUGUCAGGAUUCUAGAACUUUUCUAGAAUAAAAUGUGUUUUCUCUUUCGCCCGUUCUAGAAUCGUUGUACCCCGGCAGCAUUUGAGGUUUCGAUGCUAGCAAAGAGCUGCUGAGGAGUACUAGCAGCUACGCAAUAUUUGUUUUAGUACAAAUUUUUUUUUUUUAAAUGGACGCCGGUGAAUUUUCUUGGACAGACGACAGCAAAACUGUUGAGGUUGAGGUUGUUUUAUUGUUUUGUUUUUUGUUUUUUUUCCUGUUCGGUAAGUCUUAUUCUGACCAAAACUAAAAAUGAGUCACUUUCUUUAGUACGCAAAUAUGCUAGUCAGCUAGUGAGCGAUUUUGGCUAGUUUUUGAACAAGUUAGCAAAGCUAGCUAGGUCAGUUUGGGAUUUUGACAAAAAAUAAAUAAAUAGAAACUAAUUUUAGUCGCGUUAUAGUACGCAAAUACGCUAGUGAGCAAUUGUGGCUAAUUAACACGUUCGCCUGGCUAGCUCGGCUAACAGUUUGCUCGACUUACUCAAAACCUUACUCGUGCGUUUAAGAGACAAACUUCAGAAGCAUUUGUAGAGGAACGGAGAGCGGCUGUGAUCUCGGACUGAGCGACGGCGCGUGCCGACGUUCCAUAUUUCAAUGUGUGUUUGUGAGAUUUUGGGUUUUGUUUUGAUAUUCUUUAUGGUUUUAUUAAGAUUAAUAUGACUGUGUUCUAUGAAUGAAUUCUGCUUUUUACAGCUUCCCCUAGUUUCAGUGAACCGUUCAGUAUUAAUUAGUGGAUAAACAGUCUGUGAAUACGCAAACAAACAAACGACGGAUCGAACCACGCGAUCCAAAACCGGACAAACGUACAGAUAUUGCCACUUUGUAUAAUAAAAAAAAAAAAAAGGAACUUUUUAAAAAUGCAUCACCAGCUAGCAUGUGAGCAAAAACGUCUGUUGGUAUUGUAAACGACUGUGAUAUCUGUUAAUAAAAAUGGUUAUUUCAUCGUUAACGGUUGAUUCUUGUCCUGGAUUUUAUUUUAUGUUCACUACUGUAGCAAUAAACGGUGUUUCUGAUAUAAGUUUUGAUCAAGAUUGGGACCAACAGGAACCAAGAGUAAUUGGGGGCGGAGUUAUUAGCCACGUUUUUUAAAAAAAAAUAAUCAUGGUGCGAAUUAUUUCCUUUUUCCGUGUAGUGCUGUUACAGUAAGAUAAUCAACGACGGUGUGCUGUGAUGAAGCGGAGGUAUUGUUAACACUUAAGUCUUACGAUAAGUCUUAUUUUCUUUCUAUACACACACACACACACACACACACGCUGUAUCUAGCUAGCGACCGAGCUAUUUAUACAGUUCGUCUCGUUCGUCAUGCUAAUGUUAGCUAGCUAGCUGUCCCGCUACCCAUACACUGCAGGGUCUGAAAAUGACUUUUUAUCCGUUGCUUAAAGGUUGAAAUCUCAGCGUUAAGGCUACAUACGCUUAUCUAAAUCUCUGACUACUUCUCAUUGUAAUGCUGCUCUAAGAGGUUUUUUAGAUAUGCUUUUCAGAUGUACAAACAUUUUCAAAUUCAAAAAGUGUUCAAGUGUUUAAAUUACCUUACUUACCGAGUUUGUGAAUUCUGUAAUCUGUAGUGAAAUGCAUCUUGUUAUUAUUUUUGUUUGUGUGUAUUUUUUUAUAUAAGUGAACGUUUCCUGAAGCAGUUUGAGACUUUGUGUCGUGUUGUCGUUCCGGUUUUAACCACCAGGAGGCGAUAGAAUGCUGCUGGAAAACGGAACUCACGGAGAAGGUCUUUCGAGUAAUAAUUAAGCUGAAGUUUUGUGGUUUUUUUUUUGUUGUUGUUGUUGUUUUUUAAACUAAGAAAUAAAUAAGGGAGAGGGAAGUAAAUGAAAGAAAGCUAUAAUUAGUACCUCCGUAAAUAAAUAAAUAAAUAAUUAUACUAAUUCAAUUAAGAAAUGAGUAAAAGGGACAAAAAUAAAUGAAAGAAAUACAGAAAUAAAGAACCAAAGGAAAUAAUACGCGUAACAUUUUGUGCUUUUUUUUUUAAUAUGAUCAAUUUAAUAUUUAUUACAUGUAAUUAUUGAGCCAAUUAGCACUUUAAUGAUAACCGCUGCAGAUGGUGCAGAAGUUCUGCUGACAAAGUCAAAGUCAGAGUGAAAGUACAGUAUGUGUGACUUGUGUGGAAUGAUAUAUGAUCAUUCCCCAACACUUUAUCAGCACGUCAGAUAAUUAACAACCCUGUCAAAAAUAAAUGAUGAAAAGGGUGUGGUUAAAGAGUGUGUUGGGAAAGAGGGUGUUGGUGUGUGUUAUGGCGAUAUUAGCCAAUCUUGCUUGUGGAGGCGUCUUGCAAUGAAAAUAGCUGAUGUCAGAAGCUGAUGAAAGAUUUAAAGGUUAGUUUAUUUAUGUAUGAACGUUUACCAUCCACCCGAACCUCGCUGGGCCAAGUUUGGGCCGACACUGGCGAAGGAGCACUUUUUUUAUAGCAACCAUAACAACAUAGAAUUCAGUGCCAUUGUUGGUCCAACGUUGGGCGCCUGACUUUCAGCCACCAUUAAAUCCACCAUGCCAACUUUGUGUCAACGUAAUUAAAAGAAAGCGUUAGUUAGUAGUACAAACAUCCAUACAUCCAUCCAUCCAUUUUCCAUACUGCACAGGGUCUCGGGGAGCCUGGAGCCUAUCCCAGGGAACUCCGGGCACAAGGCGGGGGACACCCUGGAAGGGGUGCCAAUCCAUCGCAUGUAGGGCACAAUCACACACUACAGACAAAUUGGAAAUGUCAGUCAGCCUAGAACAG
This is a messenger RNA of Ictalurus furcatus (blue catfish), 5725 nucleotides long. It is a transcript of the gene tspan7, whose product is annotated as tetraspanin 7b. Gene Ontology annotation, cellular component: membrane. Lineage: Eukaryota; Metazoa; Chordata; Actinopteri; Siluriformes; Ictaluridae. The transcript is spliced from 8 exons. The coding region runs from base 57 to 806 and encodes 249 amino acids. The record is from RefSeq and is a predicted model, not a curated record.